GGCAACGCUGGUGCGUCGAUGCGCGCCGGCCAUUUUGACCGAGAGAUUGUCACGUGACUAAUACGAGAGCUGCGUUGUGUAUCACGGCUUUUACAGAAUCGUUGUAAAUAACUAACCUGUACAUAGUGUAAAGAUGAGUUCGAGUAAUCGAACCGCCUCUCGGGGUGGAAGCAAAGGUUCGAAAGGGCAAGACAAGACACAGGCACAGCACAAAAUGGAUAAAUCGGCUGAGUCCGGAGGUGGUGGCAAGGGAAGUUCCGGUGAUAAUCACAAACAGCAGCCAGCGAGUGUGUGGGGUGGAGGCGAUAGCACCGCCAAGGCCAAUGAGUUAAAAAUCCGUCAGAUCAUUGAACUCACCCAGAAAUCUGAGGAGCAGGUGUGCUUAGCUCUGCACGAAUGUGAUUAUGACUUGGACAGUGCUGUGAAUAUGCUUUUCGAAAUAGAAGAUCAGGAUGAAUGGGAAACCACUGUGAAGAAAAAGAAGAGCAGGCAGCAGUCCAGCAGCAAGGCUGAUCAGAAAGCGGACGGUGGGACUUCUGGUGGCACCGGCGACGACUGGAACGAAGCACAAGCACAUAGCGGAGGCGGCGCCGACAAAGAUAAGGCGCGAAACAAAGCCGGUGGUCCACAGCGUCUUCACGGUAGACACAACGACAGUCGUGGAUGGAGGGGUCGUGAGAAACAAGAAAACGAGCGUAACUUGGAGGAUGGUGGACGCGAUCGACGUGGACGUGUCGGCGGUUCUACGCGAGGAGGCGGUGGUGGGCGUGGUAGAGGCGGUGGUCGUGCUGGAGGCAGGUAUCCUCCACGCAGCAGUCGCGGCGGCGCCGGUGGUACUUUCAACAACAGUCGGCCGAUGGAAACGUGGGAUAAUUCUCACCAAUGGGACUCCAACAAUCCAUCGAAUCACACCGAGGAAAACUGGGACGAGUUUCCUGGUGCGGACGAAUGGUGUGGCACUUUGGAUGAGACGAAGGUGUUCACGCCAAGUCAACCGCCUGAAACCAUCGCUGAACCGGAACCAAAAAUAGGGACAACGCCGAUGGACAAUUCUGCCAAUUUGAUUAAUAGUCUCCAAGAGAAUAUGGAUAUUUUGGCUCAGAUACAGACUGUUCAAACUUCUCCAGUGACCCUAACUGGAGCUUUGAACGCCGCCCAAACCCAAUACUUCAGUCAAUUAACCCAGCAAAACAGUGCUACUGAUAUGUCGAAGUAUGGUGGUCAACAACAAGCACCACCGCCACAGCAACCCCAACAAGUGUCCGCUGGUGGUUAUGGUAAUCAACAGUACCAGUCCACGAACGCCUAUGGAACUGCCGCCUACGGUGGAUCUUAUGGCAAUCCUGAGCCAGUGCCUGUUGUGCAACAACAACAACCGCCAGUGAGGACUAAAACUCAAAGGGCGAGGGUACCUCCUCCUUCAAAGAUUCCAGCUAGUGCAGUCGAGAUGCCUGGAGAUUUGAAUAGUAGUAUUGGUUAUUUAGAUCUGCAAUUCGGAGCCAUGGAUAUGAUGUCUGAUAGUUCAUUCGAUGGAGUGUCGGAAUCGAAGUAUUCAAAUGCAACACCGUUGGAUGGUACUGUGUCGGCUGGCCAGAACAGUAACAUAGAUCUCAACGCGCAAAAUACUACGACAUCAUCGCCUUUGGAUGCGUACUCGCCUCAGAAACCUAGUGCACAAAACAGUAUUAGCUCGGCAUUGACACAGAACUUGUCGAGUACAGACACCAUUCCCACUCAACAAACGAAUGACUACAAUUCGACGACUGUAACCCAACAGCAGCAGCAGCAACAACAACAACAACGUGCUACCAAUGCAACCUCUGCUGCGGCUGGUGUUCCCACGGGUAGUAUGGACAUGAAACAGGAAUCAUCGUAUUCUCAACCAAGUACGUACAACUCGUAUCCUGCCGCUGCCAAAUCAACGUCCUAUCAAAAUCAGACGUACAGUUCGGCGUCUUCCAAUUACAAUAGCGGCGUGCAGACGACGAGUUCGUACGUAGCUCAGCAGCAACAAGCUGUUAACAGUUAUACGAACAGUGAUGCGUCCGCAUAUAAUUCACAAAGUGUAAAUGCUGGAGGAUCUGCGUACCAAAAUACGUAUGCAGCCACAAACUCUUAUCAAUCUGCGAACGCAAGUACUGGACCAACUGCUGGUAACAGUAGUGGAGGAGCUGCUUUCCCCUCGAUAUCUCAAGCAAACAAUUACCCUACCUCCAAUCAGGCUUACCAGCAGAAUGCUAGUCAAUCAGUGUAUGGUGCCAAUACUGGACUAAAUAGCGGUACAAAUUAUAGUGGAAGCAGCAACGCACCAUCUGCGCAAUAUAAUUCAUACAAUUCCAACCACAAAUUGGUCAAAGAUACGUCUGGCAGUUAUGAUAAUAAUACGGCUGCAACUAGUAGCGUGUCCGGUACGACGACAUCAUCAACUGCCGGGCUUGCAUUGACGCAAACGACAACCUCCGUGACCAAAGCCAACACUACUUUGGCGAAGAGUAGUGUAGUAUCCAACAUACCACCAAGUGCUGCUCCAGUGAUGAGCACGCAAUACAUCAUGGGUCAAAUGCCAUAUUUCCAACCUCCCAUGUAUUCAUACGAGGAAAUGCAGAUGAUGCAGCAGAGGAUACCUCACAUGACGACACCGUUCUAUGAGAUGAGUUACCAGACGCCGACAACGACGCUGCGGGAAGGAAACUACUCCCUUUCCGAUGGCCGAUUCACGAGGACGGACAGCAACGCCAGUCCGGUUCCAUCGACGCAGACCAGCACGCAGCCCAUGCUCGCGGGGACCACUGGACCUUACUUCUUUGCGCCCUACAACCCUAUGCAACCAAGCUAUCAAUUCGGUGCCGUCUACACUUCCCAAAUACCAACUGGUACCAAUGCUCAUGGAUCCAGUAAUAGUGCCCAGUAUCCGAAGCCAGGUACUUACGGUUCCAGUUAUACGUCCGGUUACGACACGUUGAGCCAAUCUCAAGAGUAUAAUAAGGGCGGAUACGUGGGAAAUACACAAGGUCCAGCAAAGGGAGCAGGAGCGAACGCUUCAACGACUGGAAAUGCCGCAAACGAUGCGAUGAGCGCUAUGUACGGAAAAUCCCAUACGGCACUAGGAAAAGUAAAUUCGUACGAGAAGCAGGGUUUCCAUUCAGGAACUCCUCCGCCUUUCACUGGUGCUUUGGGUCAAAGCGCGUUGGCACCGAGCGGCACAGGGUACGGACCGCAGAUGUACAUCCCAACAAUGCCACAUCAGCAACAUUCGACUCAGCUGAUACACCAACCUUUGCAUCAGAUGGAAGUGCGGCACCAAGGCCGACGCAUGGAUUCCGGCAAUAGCACCGGCCAAAGGACUCAGGCGAGUAAUCAGCAAAAAUCUGGCGCGAAACAAGGUUAUCCAAAUUCUUACUGGAACCAAUCAUAAGGGAAGCUACCGCAAAACAAACAAACAAAAAAAAACAAACAUAACAAAUGCGAGACAAAAAAAAUAUUAUAUAUUAAAAAAAAAGAGAAAACAAUAGCGGAAAGGAAGAAUGAAACUCGAAAACAAUUUUGCUAAAAACCCUGAUCACUUCGCUUUGAAUAUGAAGGACGACCGUUGAAUGCAAAGAAACCACUACUACUUAUUAAUUAUUAUUAUUAUUUCUUUUUUUUAAUUGAUGAAAACUUCAGUUA
This is a messenger RNA of Nicrophorus vespilloides, 3666 nucleotides long. It is a transcript of the gene lig, whose product is annotated as protein lingerer. Gene Ontology annotation, molecular function: protein binding. The transcript has 12 exons. The record is from RefSeq and is a predicted model, not a curated record. The coding region runs from base 134 to 3415 and encodes 1093 amino acids. NCBI's taxonomy places the organism in Eukaryota, Metazoa, Arthropoda, Insecta, Coleoptera, Silphidae. Gene Ontology annotation, cellular component: cytoplasm; nucleus.